CGGACAGACAGGAAACCGAAAGUUAGAGCUGACAAACGAGAAGAAAAUGCGUUAAAAUGGAAAAAACAUUGACUUGACCUUAUAGUUCUUUUGUUUGGGAAGAUAAUUUGCUGGCUAACAUGUCUUUCUAACGAGUCCAUGUAUUCAUAAACACACAGUGUUAAUGUUAGUGUAACGUAGCGACGGAAAGUGACAGCAACGUUAGUAAGCUGUAGCGUGUGAGACGUGCUACCAGAAACAUGGAGCCGGAAACUGAAGUUGAGAGAAUCUUCAGGAAUGAGGAGGAAGACGAUGAGGAAGAGACGAAGAAGUGCAUGAGGCCACCCUCCAGCUAUGGUUCAAUGAAGAGUGACAGUGAUGAAAUGGAGGAGGAGGAGGAGAGAAUUGACGAAGAGGUUCCUGAGGUGUCUGCCCCGUUUCCUGUGGUACUACCUAAUCCUGAUCCAACAACUCAUGACGGGACAGGGGUGCAGAUGGUUCACUCACAGUAUACAGAGACACUCUACACCAUGACCACGGACCAGACCAAACCACCGGGAGCUGUUGUCAUUGACACCAAUUCUCUUGAUCUGGGGGAUUUUUCAGAUAAUGAUGAUGAAGAGGAUGAAGAUGACAUUUUAAUAGCUGAUUCCCCAGAACCACCUGAGCCUGUUGUACCAGACACAAUGCUGGAUGAUGAGAACAGCCAACCAGGCAGACUGCACCCAGAGCAGGACCUGCCCCAUGUAUUUAAGAGUAUCCAGAGUGCUUUGACCGGCCUCGAACAUGAAGAGCUGUUGAAAUUUAAGUCGUGGUAUUACCAGUGGGAGAAAGGUAUAACCGUGCAACAGAUGAUGACCGGGGACCUUCUUGAUUUUGUGGACAAAAUCAUAGAGAUAUUUGGCCCGGAGCGUGCCCUGUCGCAUACAAUAAGAACCCUAGAAAAUAUCGGCAAGAAACCAGAAUCAGACGAACUACAGGAUAAGUGCCAUAGAGCAUUGAUCCGUUAUCAUCUGACGCAGAAUUUGAUCAGAAAAUACCAAUCGAUCCACGAGGGGGUUGUUCAAGCCGGAAAGCAUAAUCUUCUAAAAAACAUCUACAUUGAGCCACAGAUUUCCACCUGUACUUAUGGAGGAGUUGACCCCAACCAUGAGAUCCGAUCCUACCCUGCGACCCCUGUCCAGGUCCCCAGUCCCGACACUUUUGUGAGCCUGAACAAUCUGUUCCGACUUCAGAAGGACGAUGGCAAGCCGGUGAAGACGGUGCUGACCACUGGGCUUCCUGGAAUUGGCAUGAGUGUCUCUGUGCAGAAAUUCUGUAUGGAUUGGGCAGAACUGCAUGCCAAUAAGGAUAUGCAGUUUGUCAUCAGGCUUUCAUUCCGAAAUAUCUGGACACUGCGAAUCAGGAAAUUUCUCACCGACAAGAUGUCCAUCAUAGACGUGCUAGAAUAUUAUCAUCCUGAAUGCAAAAACAUGAAAUACCUGGAGCAAGAGGACUGUAAAUAUGUCGUCGUAAUGGAUUCAUUUGACUGCUACCAGGGUGAUCUGGACUGGGAGAAUUGUCCAGUAAUAAACGACAAUUACACCAAAGUACAUCCUGAUGUCCUGGUUGUCAAUAUCAUCCGAGGUACUGUGCUUCGUGGUGCCCGCCUCUGGAUCCUGGGGAGACGGGCGGCUGUCUCACAAAUACCAUCUCAAUACAUAGAUGCUGUCACAGAAAUCCAGGGCUUUAGUGACGAGAUGAAAGAUCAAUACUUCAACCUGCGCUAUAGCAGUAAAAAAGAUCUAGCAGCGAAGAUCGUAGCACAUUAUAAGCGCCUACCGACACUCAGAAUACUCACCCGACAACCUUUCAACUGCUGGAUUGCGGCCAAAGUGUUCUCACGCAACUUCCGUUACCAGGACUACGGGGAGCUUCCACCCAGGCUGACGCCGUUCUACGUCAGCAUGAUGAUCGUCCAGACCAAUCGCAGGCUGCAGUUCUACUACGACAAGAUGGAUAAUGAGCUGAAAUGGUCCAACGAUGACAGGCAAUACCUGAUGAAGGUGGGGAAGAUGGCCUUAAAGCUGCUGGAGAGGAACGUCAGUGUGUUCUAUGAGGAGGAUGUGAAGGAAUUCGGUCUGAGUGUGACGGAGGUGGGCGUGUUUUCUGGCAUGUGCACUGAGCUCCCGAAUACGGAUGGGAGGAGGAAGUACUGCUUUGUACAUUUCAGCUAUCAGGAGUUCAUGGCUGCUAUGUACGUCUUCACAACCUUUCGCAAUGAGUCCAAGAACGUUCUGGAGUCCAGGAGCGUUCUGGAGUCCACCUUGUUGCACAAGACCAAGCUGUUCGCAUCCAAGGAUCAGACCAGAUCAGCAGCAGGCCUGGUCCAGAGUGCCCUGACGCGAACCCUCGGCUCCCCGUAUGGCCACUACGACAUGUUCCUGCGCUUCCUGUGCGGCUUGAUUUCCCCGUUGUGCCACGAAAAUCUGCUGCGUGGUUGUCUCUUUCCGCACCACUCCCCGAAGGUUAACGGGCUGGAUGAGGUGCAGCACCUGCUGGAGAAAACGAUACGGACUGCUGAAGAGAAAUAUAUCGAGCGGGUGGAAAACCUAAAGGAGUGCCUUAGAGAAGUCACCCAGCAGAAAGAGUGAAUUGGGUUCGAUUGCACCAUAAAAAAAAAAGCUUUAAAUGGAUAUGAUGGAUAGAGCAGAAGUACAGCUUGAUCUUUAUCAUAGUAUCUCAUGAGUCUGUGCCAGACAAACUAAAACUAUUCUAUGCAUUUUAGUACGGUGGAGUUGAUCCAAUACUGCAUUUUGUCAGUCAUGUCUUACAAUGAGCACUAAUGAAAACACAUUCUAACAGCAGAGUGUUCUUUAUCCAGCUGUCUCUUUGUAUUGAGCUAUGUUGAUUUUUAUUUUAUAUUUCAGUGACAAAAGAAGCAACAAAGGAAUCUGACUUUGUUGUUGCCUCAUAAGCCUCAUAAUAUAUUGUCGAAUGAAUCAGAUGUGCCUGAUCUGUAUAUAUCUACAGGUGCAUCUCAAUACAUUAGAAUAUGAUGGAAAAGUCCAUUUCCAGUAGUUUCAGUCAAAUAGCCCCAACCAAGUAUUGAGUCAUAUAGAUGGACAUACUUUUCAGAGGCCAACAUCUCCAUAUUAAACAUCCUUCUGUACUACUUCUUUUGUAAUAUGAAACAUUUUUUGAGACACUGAAUUUUAGGUCUUCAUUAAAUGUAAGCCAUAAUCAUUAUAAUUAGAAGAAAUUAAAUAAAUUAAGACAUGAAA
Molecule: messenger RNA, 3242 nt
Organism: Centropristis striata (black sea bass)
Lineage: Eukaryota; Metazoa; Chordata; Actinopteri; Perciformes; Serranidae
Gene: nlrc3l
Product: NLR family, CARD domain containing 3-like
Exons: 13
Coding region: 240-2612 (790 amino acids)
Source: RefSeq, a predicted model, not a curated record